AUGACUAGUUCCACCUACGUGUUAUAUGACUAUGUCCCCAGUCUGGGCGGUGCAGUUGCCUUUGCUAUCCUGUUUGCAGCAACCACUGCUGUCCAUCUUUUUCAGCGCAUCCGCACUCAUGCCAAAUACUUCAACCCCUUCAUCGUCGGGGGGAUCUUCCAGGUGAUAGGCUAUGGAGCCCGUGCCGACGCUCACUUCAACACCACAUCAACCACCGUCUACGCUCUGCAAACACUUCUCAUCCUCCUAGCACCAACAUUAUAUGCAGCCUCAAUCUACAUGGUCCUCGGCCGAAUCAUCACCUUUCUCCACGCGCAGCAUCUAAGCGUGGUACCAGUUAAAUGGAUGACAAAGAUUUUCGUUUCCGGCGAUAUCCUCUCUUUCAUCCUACAAGGAGCCGGCGGUGGCAUCAUGUCCGGUGGAUUCAGUAGUAGUUUAAAAAUCGGACAAUGGGUAAUUGUAGCCGGUCUCUGUGUCCAGCUUGUCUUCUUCGGGGCUUUCUUGAUUGCCUCGCUCACAUUCCACUUCAGAAUCGAGCAAUCGCCUACCGUGGAGUCAGAAAAGAACAUUGAGCGUGACGAGAGAAUGUGGCCUCGAGACUGGAGAGGGCUGCUCGGUGCAUGCUACCUUGUUAGCUUUCUGAUUCUGGUGAGAUCAGUAUAUCGUUUGAUUGAGUUUGCUCAAGGAAAUAGUGGCUAUGUGAUCUCUCACGAGGUGUUCUUGUAUGUGUUUGAUGCGGCAAUGAUGUUUUUGGUUAUGCUGGUGAUGAACUUGUUUCAUCCGUCGGUUGUGCUUCGCGGUGAUGGUCAUCGGCGAGUUGAGUCGGUGGAGCUGGGACUGCGGGUUGAGGAGCAUGAUUCACAGUGA
Aspergillus sclerotioniger CBS 115572 is the source of this 867-nucleotide messenger RNA. Its product is annotated as RTA1 domain-containing protein. NCBI's taxonomy places the organism in Eukaryota, Fungi, Ascomycota, Eurotiomycetes, Eurotiales, Aspergillaceae. Gene Ontology annotation, cellular component: membrane. Bases 1 to 867 code for a protein of 288 amino acids. The transcript has 3 exons. The record is from RefSeq and is a predicted model, not a curated record.